CAGACUUUGUAGGGGUUACCUGGCUAAGGGCAGUGGCAGCGGCGGCGGCGGCGGCAGCAGCAACAAGGCUCCGGGGAUAACUCAGACAUAGUUUGACAUUAUGGGUCCUCCUCUGAAGCUCUUCAAAAACCAGAAGUACCAGGAACUGAAGCAGGAAUGCAUCAGGGAUGGUAGACUUUUCUGUGAUCCAACCUUUUUGCCUGAGAAUGAUUCACUUUUCUACAACCGACUGCUUCCUGGGAAGGUGGUGUGGAAACGUCCCCAGGACAUCUGCGAUGACCCCCGUCUGAUUGUGGGCCAUAUCAGCAACCACCAGCUGACCCAAGGGAGACUGGGGCACAAGCCAAUGGUCUCUGCGUUUUCCUGUUUGGCUGUUCAGGAGUCUCACUGGACAAAGACAAUUCCCAACCAUAAGGAACAGGAAUGGGACCCUCGAAAACUAGAUAAAUAUGCUGGGAUAUUUCGCUUCCGUUUCUGGCAUUUUGGAGAAUGGACCGAGGUGGUGAUUGAUGACUUGCUGCCCACCAUCAAUGGAGAUCUCGUUUUCUCCUUCUCCACCUCCAUGAAUGAGUUUUGGAAUGCUCUGUUGGAAAAAGCUUAUGCCAAGCUGCUUGGCUGUUAUGAAGCCCUCGAUGGUCUGACCACUACUGAUAUCAUCGUGGACUUCACUGGCACAUUGGCUGAAACUGUUGACAUGCAGAAGGGAAGAUACACUGAGCUCGUUGAGGAGAAGUACAAGCUGUUUGGAGAACUGUACAAAACAUUUACCAAAGGAGGUCUGAUCUGUUGCUCCAUUGAGUUUCCCAAUCAGGAGGAACAAGAAGUUGAAACUGAUUGGGGUCUACUGAAGGGCCAUACGUACACCAUGACUGAUAUUCGCAAGAUUCGUCUUGGAGAAAGACUCGUGGAGGUCUUCAGUACUGAGAAGCUGUACAUGAUUCGUCUGAGGAACCCCUUGGGAAGACAAGAAUGGAGUGGGCCCUGGAGUGAGAUCUCUGAAGAGUGGCAGCAACUGACUGCAGCAGAUCGCAAGAACCUGGGGCUUGUUAUGUCUGAUGAUGGAGAGUUUUGGAUGAGCCUGGAGGACUUUUGCCGCAACUUCCAUGAACUGAAUGUCUGCCGCAAUGUGAACAACCCUAUUUUUGGCCGCAAGGAGCUGGAAUCGGUGGUGGGAUGCUGGACUGUGGAUGAUGAUCCCCUGAUGAACCGUUCAGGAGGCUGCUAUAACAACCGUGAUACCUUCCUGCAGAAUCCCCAGUACAUCUUCACUGUGCCCGAGGAUGGGCACAAGGUCAUCAUGUCUCUGCAGCAAAAGGACCUGCGCACUUACCGCCGCAUGGGAAGACCCGACAAUUACAUCAUCGGCUUUGAGCUCUUCAAGGUGGAGAUGAACCGCAAAUUCCGCCUCCACCACCUGUACAUCCAGGAGCGCGCGGGGACCUCCACUUAUAUUGACACGCGCACCGUGUUUCUGAGCAAGUACCUGAAGAAGGGCAACUACGUGCUUGUCCCAACUAUGUUCCAGCACGGCCGCACCAGCGAGUUUCUCUUGAGAAUCUUCUCUGAAGUGCCUGUCCAGCUCAGGGAGCUGACUCUGGACAUGCCCAAGAUGUCCUGCUGGAAUCUGGCUCGUGGCUACCCCAAGGUUGUCACCCAGAUCACAGUGCAUAGUGCCGAGGGCCUGGAGAAGAAGUAUGCCAAUGAAACUGUAAACCCAUAUUUGGUCAUCAAGUGUGGAAAGGAGGAAGUCCGUUCUCCUGUCCAAAAGAAUACUGUUCAUGCCAUUUUUGACACCCAGGCCAUUUUCUACAGAAGGACCACUGACAUUCCUAUUAUAGUGCAGGUCUGGAACAGACGAAAGUUCUGUGAUCAGUUCUUGGGGCAGGUUACUCUGGAUGCUGACCCCAGUGACUGCCGUGAUCUGAAGUCCCUGUACCUGCGUAAGAAGGGUGGCCCAACUGCCAAAGUUAAACAAGGCCACAUCAGCUUCAAGGUUAUUUCCAGUGAUGAUCUCACUGAGCUCUAAAUCUCCAGCUCCAGGGAAUCCUGACAGAGCUUUCCCAUCCUUUUAUUUUCUGUCAGAUGCUAGAUCUUA
Molecule: messenger RNA, 2095 nt
Organism: Eubalaena glacialis (North Atlantic right whale)
Lineage: Eukaryota; Metazoa; Chordata; Mammalia; Artiodactyla; Balaenidae
Gene: CAPN6
Product: calpain 6
Exons: 13
Coding region: 101-2026 (641 amino acids)
Biological process (GO): proteolysis
Cellular component (GO): cytoplasm
Molecular function (GO): calcium-dependent cysteine-type endopeptidase activity
Source: RefSeq, a predicted model, not a curated record